AUGUGCCUAGAAGAUCAGUAUCCAAACAGGAACCAGGACCAAUGCAUUCUGAAAGAAAUUGCCUACCUUUCUUAUGAGGAGCCCCUCGGAAUUACUCUGGCUUCCUUGGCUCUUUUCCUUUCUGUUACUACAUUUGUGGUGGCAUGGAGUUUAAUUCAGCACCACAAUACUCCCAUUGUCAAAGCCAACAACUGGAGCAUCACAUGCAUUCUGCUUUUGUCCUUGUUGCUCUGCUUCCUCUGCUCCUUCUUGUUCAUUGGGGGGCCUAGGAAGGCAACCUGCCUUCUGAGGCAAUCCAUCUUUGGCACUGUCUUCUCCACUGCUAUUGUCUGUCUGUUAGCAAAAACCAUCACAGUGGUGUUGGCCUUCAUGGCCACUCAGCCAGGGAACACAAUGAGGAAAUGGAUUGUUGGAAGGAGACCUACAGUAGCAGUGAUUGCUCUCUCUCUUUUUAUCAAUGCUGUUAUUUGUGUUGUCUGGCUAGUAACUUCCCCCCCUUUCCCAGAGUUUGACAUGCACUCCCAGGUUGAUAAAAUCAUAGCUCAAUGCAAUGAAGGCUCCCUCCUCAUGUUCCACAUAGUCCUGGGCUACAUGGGGGUUUUGGCUAUCACCAGCUUCACAGUGGCUUUCUUUGCUAGGAAGUUACCUGAUACCUUUAAUGAAGCCAAGCUGAUCACUUUCAGCAUGUUGGUCUUCUGCAGUGUGUGGGUGUCCUUUGUGCCCACCUACCUGAGCACCAAAGGGAAAUAUAUGGUGGCUGUGGAAGUCUUCUCCAUCUUGUCUUCUGGUGCUGGCUUGCUGGGUUGCAUCUUCCUACCCAAGUUAUACAUUAUUAUGUUUAAGCCUGAGCUGAAUACCCGAGAGCAGUUAGUCCAAAAAAAGGGUAGGUACAAUUGA
Messenger RNA from Varanus komodoensis (Komodo dragon), 897 nucleotides. RefSeq names its product vomeronasal type-2 receptor 26-like. Bases 1 to 897 code for a protein of 298 amino acids. The record is from RefSeq and is a predicted model, not a curated record. Gene Ontology annotation, biological process: G protein-coupled receptor signaling pathway. The transcript has a single exon. Gene Ontology annotation, cellular component: membrane. Gene Ontology annotation, molecular function: G protein-coupled receptor activity. NCBI's taxonomy places the organism in Eukaryota, Metazoa, Chordata, Lepidosauria, Squamata, Varanidae.